GGGAGGAAGGGGGCCUACAGGAUUUGAGCUGAACGUCACCACCACUCAUCCGGGUUCUGCUGCAGCUGUGAAUUUGAGGUGGCUUUGAAACCUCCGAGAGGAGCACCGGGGUGGCCAGAGCCUAGAGGCCAGGGACACCUUGGGUAGUCAUUGGCAUGUGACUGAAGCCUGUGGAGAGGAGAAACGGAGAGAAGUGAAGAGAACGGAAGCUGUGAGAGGAGGAAGGUGGCAGGUUGUAGGGUGGAGGUGGCCGACUGUGGCAUUUGACUGGCCGAGCGUGCAGUGUGUCUGAGGUGUGGAGGGGACAGUGGCGCAGGAGAGGGUGGUCAGGACGAAGAGCACAGCCAGAUGCCCAGGAGGCUCGAGUCAACUUUGACCAUUUUCAGAUUCUGCGGGCCAUUGGUAAAGGGAGUUUUGGAAAGGUGUGCAUCGUGCAGAAGCGAGACACGAAGAAGAUGUAUGCCAUGAAGUACAUGAACAAGCAGAAGUGCAUCGAGCGCGAUGAAGUGCGGAACGUGUUCCGGGAGCUGCAGAUCAUGCAGGGGCUGGAGCACCCGCUCCUGGUCAACCUGUGGUACUCCUUCCAGGAUGAGGAGGACAUGUUCAUGGUGGUGGACCUGCUGCUGGGCGGGGACCUUCGCUACCACCUGCAGCAGAGCGUGCAUUUCACAGAGGGCGCGGUGAAGCUCUACAUCUGCGAGCUGGCGCUGGCCCUGGAGUACCUGCAGCAGUGCCACAUCGUCCACAGUCCUACAUCGACCUACAAGGGAGGACCCAGCACCCUCCUGGUGCAGAUGAGAAACCAGACCAGAGAAAUAAAGAUGGCCCAUGGUCCCUCAGGGAAGUGGCACCUCCCACAUCCCGGCCUUCGUCAUCAACCUCCUCAACCCCUGCAGCCGGCUCCAGCAGCGGCAGUCCAGCAGAGCAACUUCGCAGUGGACAUCAAGCCGGACAACAUCUUGCUGGACGAGCACGGACACGUUCACAUAACAGACUUCAACAUAGCAACCGUCAUAAGGGGAGCAGAGAAGGCCUCCUCCAUGGCUGGGACCAAGCCUUACAUGGCCCCAGAAGUGUUCCAGGUGUACGUGGAUGGAGGCCCUGGGUACUCGUACCCCGUCGACUGGUGGUCCCUGGGCAUCACGGCCUACGAGCUGCUGCGGGGCUGGAGACCCUAUGAAAUCCACUCAUCCACGCCCAUCGAUGAGAUCCUCAACAUGUUCAAGGUGGAGCGUGUCCACUACUCCUCCACGUGGUGCACGGGCAUGGUGGCCCUGCUGAAGAAGCUCCUGACCAAGGACCCCGAGAGCCGCCUGUCCAGCCUCAGCGACAUUCAGAGUGUGCCCUACCUGGCCGACAUGAACUGGGACGCCGUGUUCGAAAAGGCGCUGAUGCCCGGCUUUGUGCCCAAUAAAGGCAGGCUGAACUGUGACCCCACCUUUGAACUUGAGGAAAUGAUUCUAGAAUCCAAGCCACUUCACAAAAAGAAGAAGAGGUUGGCAAAGCACAGGUCCAGAGAUGGCACGAAGGACACCUGUCCCCUGAACGGGCACCUGCAGCAGUGUCUGGAGACGGUGCGGAAGGAAUUCAUCAUCUUCAACAGAGAGAAGCUCAGGAGGCAGCAGGGACACGGCGACCCUGAAGGCCGAGCCGGGAGCCAGGCCCAGAGCAAGCUCCAAGAUGGCUGCAACAACAACAUCCUGGCCCACAACUGCCCCCAGGGCUGCAGCAGCUAAGCCUCCACCUGCAGCUGCCCAGGGGACAGCAGGCCUCUCUGCCCUGCCCAUCCAGAGCCCCUCUCUGUGCUGUGAUGGUCCCCAUCUACCCCCAGAAACCUCAGAUGCAGAAAGAGCCCCUGACUUGGAGCUGGGAAGCCUGUGUUUGGAUCCCAGCUGAUUUGCUCUGUGACCUCGGACAAGUCACAGCCUAUCUGUGCCUCAGUUUUCUGCAUCUGCCAAGAAAGUUAAACAGCUCUCUUUUCCACCUCCAGGUACAAGGUUAUUGUGAGAAUCCAGUUGGAUAGGAGAUAUGCAAACUUUGGGGCAUUUAUAAAAUUGUUUGUACCUGCAAAAUAGAAUCCUAGUAUUUGAAGCACAUUCCCACCCUUGCUUCGCAGUUUGGCCCUCGCUUGCUGGAUGGCACUUUGGAAAUCUACAGCCCCAGGGGAACCCUAACUAUUGCACAUGUCUGCCCUCUGAUGAGACACUGCUCCCAAAUCCUGGAGCAGCCCUGGGGUGGCUUCACUGGCAUUCUCUGCUGGCCACAGACUCUGACAUUGCAGGAAGUGCAGCAUGCAGAUCGGCUGGGCCUGAGGGCUCUGUGCCCCAGCUGUGCUCUUCCCUGGGUCCCCAAGAGUGCUCCACCUGAAUGUCAGCAGCCUUCCAACCCUGUGCCCUGGGGUUGGGGUGCCACACAGGUGCCCUUUCAGAUGAGAAUCGCCUCACUGGUCAGUGGUUACUCCCACACUGUCCUCCACGCUGCAGCAGAAUGCCCUUCCCAGAAUGCCGGUCAUGGAGACAGCCUGAAAGAGAAUCAAAGGACCUGACGGGCGUGGAUGGGAACAGCUUCCUGUCAGUAACUUAGGGGGUAUGGGUGUUUGGAAAGUCUGUUCCGGAAGGAAAGUGGCUUUACCCAAAGGCCAGCUGCUUUACACUGAGGUCAGGAACAACUUGCCCUUGAACUGGGAGGCACUGAGGCUUAAAAAGUAAAGUGGGCUUUGCAGUCAGACUCAUGUGCAGAAUCCAGUCCUGCUGCUGACCUGUUGGAAGACCUUAGGCAAGUCACAUGAUCACCCAAAUGUCACAUGAUCACACUAAUGCACAUGACCACGCAAGAGUCAGGGAACUCAUUUUAAAAUUGGGAUAAAAAUGGGGCUGGGCCUGGUGGCACACAACUGUAAUCCCAGCACUUGGGGGGCUGGGGUAGGAGGACUGUGAGUUCAGGACAGCCUGGGCCAGUUGAAAAGACUAUCACACAAAAAAGAAAAAAAAAAGGAAAAUCAAUAAAAUAAAAUGGGAUUUCAUAAGAUUCUGUAUGUAGCACAUUCAAAGAGCAAAUGACUACUUGAUUUGCAGCCAUUUUUCAAGAUCUUCACUGUCUUCAUCUUCGUCACUGUUUGGAGACUGUUUCACAGACCCGGCACGGCAGUUUCCUGUGUAGACAAACUGCACUCCUAUUUCCAACUCUUUUUAUCUUUCCUCCUGCAGGCACCGAUGUCUGCACAUCCCUGCUGCAAACGUUCAACUGUGAUUUUACUUUUCAUCCAGUUUCCACUUUCUACUUUUUAACAUGACAGAUCAAUCCUUGAGGCUGUCUGUCCUCUCUUAGAUUUAAGAGACAUUUUAAUGUAUGAUGCGGUUUUAAAAAGUAGUCAUUGUUUCCCCUUCGCACUGAGGCUGUUUCUGGGUUGUGUUGAGCACAUCCGUCUGUGUCAGCGCCCUUUUUGGUCUCCUGUCCCCACGGGCACUGUCCUGCCCCCUCUGCCAAAUAGUGCGGCUGCUCCGCUCUUCACUGUGACCUGGAAGUGUUCAGAUUUCAUCCUGGGCUGAGCUGGUGAGUGGGGGCAGGAGCCUGACGCAGCCCUGGAGACUCCAGGUUUCCCAGCUCUGUCCAUGUGCCAUUCUUCGUUCAGAAUAAACUAUUUCUCAGACAUUCCUUCCUA
Heterocephalus glaber (naked mole-rat) is the source of this 3661-nucleotide messenger RNA. NCBI's taxonomy places the organism in Eukaryota, Metazoa, Chordata, Mammalia, Rodentia, Bathyergidae. The record is from RefSeq and is a predicted model, not a curated record.